AUGUCGAGUGACAAGCGCGAAGUGUGGGCCAAGGCCGCUACCGACGAGUUCAAUUCCAUGCGCGACGACUUCAAGGUCUUCACCAUCGAGGACCGAUCCACGGUACCAGCGGGUGCGACCAUCGUCACAUCCAAGUUCGUCUGGAAAACGAAACGGAAUGCACUCGGCGAAGUCACCGGCCACAAGGCACGGCUCGUGGCGCAGGGAAAUCGGCAACGCGACGGCAUCGACUUCAACGAAACCUUCGCACCAGUCGCACGCUUCUCCUCGAUACGCUCACUCCUCGCGCUGGCGGCCGCCAACGGCUUGCACGUGCACCAGGCGGACAUCGACAAAGCCUAUCUGUGA
Molecule: messenger RNA, 348 nt
Organism: Microbotryum saponariae
Lineage: Eukaryota; Fungi; Basidiomycota; Microbotryomycetes; Microbotryales; Microbotryaceae
Source: the annotation of a GenBank genome assembly